AUGAAAUAUACCGACAUUCGGACUUUUCUCAAUCACUAUCUGCUACGGCGGAUUGGCACGGACAUGCAGUCUUUGAUACAGGGCUUGGAGCCUGAUUCUGCGACGAUACGUGCAGUCACUAGGAUGAGAAGGCCUCGUGAGCUCACCGAUGAGCAGAAGGCAAGUGUCGAGGAAGGUUCCGAGCUCAAGGAAGCAAUUGAAAAACGAGAUAUAUUUUCCGGAAAGCUUCAUCGAGGCAAGAAAAAGACUGCAACUCAGCUCCAAAGGCUUGACCAGUUGAAAAGGAAGGUCACAAAUACGCGUAACAGACUAAUUUACGACCUGCGGAAGCGUGUACGAGAAGAAUUUGAUAGCCAACAGGCUGUCAUUGACAUCGAAAGGCAGCUCGCUGGAAGUGCACUCUAUGAACAAGAAACAAAAGAGAUACUUCUUACGGAGGAGCAUAUGCUCCCCAAGCAAAUCUUUCUGCUGGAAAAAUUGACAACCUGGUCGACGACGCUAUCUACGCGUCGAAAUGAGGCUGUUGAGGCUGUUGAGGCUGUUCGGAUGUAUUGCGAUGUUCUCGAAGGGGGACCACGCCGAGGUCGACGAUAUAAGAAACAAGCGAUUCCCACGAGGAAUAAUACAAGUAUGCCCAAUGAUCCGCCCCGCGCUGUCACCAGAGCGCCCUCUCCAGAGGAAAGAACAUCAAGCGCAGAAGCGAUAAUGAGAGAGGAUACGAAACCAUUUGAAUGCUUUCAAUGCUACGGAAUGAGACACUACUCUCGCCAUAAGCAUCUUCUGCGUCAUUUUAGAAAUUCACAUUUGACUGACCGUCAAUGCAACCAGUGCAACGAGGCUGUUGAGCAUGAGAUGGGACUACGCCGACAUAUGCAGGAUAAUCACGGAUUGAAGACCUAG
Molecule: messenger RNA, 900 nt
Organism: Penicillium manginii
Lineage: Eukaryota; Fungi; Ascomycota; Eurotiomycetes; Eurotiales; Aspergillaceae
Exons: 3
Coding region: 1-900 (299 amino acids)
Source: RefSeq, a predicted model, not a curated record